AUGAAGCUAAUUUGUUUUUUAAUGAUCGUCAUUUUGGCUGCGGUCGCGCAGGCACGUAGUGACAAAUAUUUUGGUGGGAAAUACCAUGUGCCAACAAAAGCAGCAACAACACGACAGCAAACAACAAAACCAACAGCCAGUAAAGCAAACUUCCCGCAGCGACAAACAACGGCCACUUAUAAACAUCCGAACAGCAUUACGGCCGGCCGACGCGGUGAUGCUGGGCCAAAAGUGCCGAUCUUGCGUAAUGAUCAAGAAAUGAAAAAAGACGGCCGCUAUCACUAUCAAUACGAAACGGGCAAUGGCAUUAGCGGCAUGGAACAGGGCACUGCUGGUGUUGCGAUCAAAGGCGCCUCCAGCUAUGUCUCACCCGAAGGUGUGGCAAUCAAGCUGUCCUACACGGCGGAUGAAACCGGCUAUCAUCCGGUGGGCGAUCACAUUCCCAAGACACCCGACUAUGUGCUGCGCGCACUCGAAUAUAUACGCACACACCCCUUCAAGGUGAUAAAGGCCGGCGAAUUGCGCCCACGUCUGUCCACUGAGAUUGCGCCACCAUUACUUACCCCCCACAAUUCGCGAAAUUUCAACUACAAGACGAGCAGCUUCAACAGCAAGAGCGUUGCGACGAAGCGUCCGAGUCAACGGAAUGCUAGACGCAACGAUGUGAGGCGCCGUUUUUGAAGAGUGUCUGUUUUACGUCUGCAGUAAAAUGGAUCUCACUCUCUGUAGUGGCGUAGAUAAGAGGAAAAUGUAUUCUAAUUUAUUUAUAAUGAAUUUAACG
Messenger RNA from Bactrocera tryoni, 781 nucleotides. It is a transcript of the gene Pcp, whose product is annotated as pupal cuticle protein. Lineage: Eukaryota; Metazoa; Arthropoda; Insecta; Diptera; Tephritidae. The transcript has 2 exons. Bases 1 to 681 code for a protein of 226 amino acids. The record is from RefSeq and is a predicted model, not a curated record. Gene Ontology annotation, cellular component: chitin-based extracellular matrix. Gene Ontology annotation, molecular function: structural constituent of chitin-based larval cuticle.